Messenger RNA from Perognathus longimembris pacificus (Pacific pocket mouse), 1197 nucleotides. RefSeq names its product mas-related G-protein coupled receptor member A-like. Lineage: Eukaryota; Metazoa; Chordata; Mammalia; Rodentia; Heteromyidae. Gene Ontology annotation, molecular function: G protein-coupled receptor activity. The record is from RefSeq and is a predicted model, not a curated record. Gene Ontology annotation, biological process: G protein-coupled receptor signaling pathway. Bases 1 to 1197 code for a protein of 398 amino acids. Gene Ontology annotation, cellular component: membrane. The transcript has 3 exons.
AUGGAGGCAGAUAUGGAUGUGAGAAUAGAGCAAAUGCCAAGAAUCAUCUUAGUGAAGGAUCAUGACUCAUAUGCUCUGGUCUCUGAUUUGCUUGCAGUUCAGAAUAAAGAACUGGACGCUGUUAUUGCUCAGCCUGAAAUAGGCUCUACCGCUCCACUACAAGUCACAUCUGCAGCUCUGAACAGGAAAAAGGAAGAAAGGGACUCCAGUGGGGAAGGUCUGAGUAUGGAGCCAACCACACCAACCUUGAUUCCAGAAAUUACAGAAACAUCUAAUGACAACCACAAGGAAACUUGUAGCAUGGAAAUGACAAUGCUCCGAUGCUUGGAAGUCAUCAUUGAUGUGGUUGGACUGGUAGGGAAUGCAACUGUGAUCUGGCUCCUGUGCUUCUGCAUUCAUAGAAAUGCCAUCUCAGUCUACAUUCUAAACCUGGCUGUGGCUGACUUCCUCUACAUCUGCUUUCAAUUUAUAUAUACUCUGGAUGAAUUCACCAGUUAUUUGUUUGAUAUGAGAGUAUCUCUCCAGCAUGUUAUUCAAUUUUGUUUUCUCUAUUCUUAUACUACAGGCCUGAGCUUCCUCAGUGUUAUUAGUCUGGAGCGCUGCCUGUCUGUCCUGUGUCCCAUAUGGUACCGGUACCGCCGCCCAAGACAUGCAUCAUCCUUCCUCUGUGUGCUGGUCUGGGCACUAUCGGGGCUAUUUCCUGUUUUGGUAACUUAUUGUUGUCAAGAUUACUAUGGAGAUUCUUAUUGUCUGCUAAGUGGACAUUUUACUGCUGGAUACUUGCUGUUUUUAUUUGUAGUUCUCUCAGGAUCCAGCCUGGCUCUGGCUGCAAGGAUGUUCUGUGGUUCUGGACGGAUGUCACUGACCAGGUUGUAUGUGACCGUCCUGCUCACAGUGCUGGUCUUCAUCUUCUGUGGGCUUCCCUAUGGCAUCUACUUCUUCCUGAUAUAUGAGAUUUCUAUUGAUGUCCACAAUUUCGUUUGUUACUUUCAAAGGCUUUUAAAUUUACUAUCCUCUGUUAAUAGCUGUGCCAACCCCAUUAUUUACUUCUUUGUUGGCUCCUUAAGGCAGAGGCACAGGCAAAAGCUUAAGCGAGUUAUGCGGAGAGCUCUGCAGGACACUCCCGAAGACAAUGAAUGUAUAGGCAGCCUUUCUCAGGGGACCCUGGAGAUGUCAGCAAGCAGAGUGGAGCAUUGA